Molecule: messenger RNA, 1249 nt
Organism: Brachypodium distachyon (stiff brome)
Lineage: Eukaryota; Viridiplantae; Streptophyta; Magnoliopsida; Poales; Poaceae
Exons: 4
Coding region: 323-1147 (274 amino acids)
Source: RefSeq, a predicted model, not a curated record
UAGCGGCCGGUCCGUUUCGAAAACCUCGCGCAAGUCGCAUGCGCCCCCGCGAUCCCCGCUCUUCCCGGCCACGGCUCCACACUCCUUCCUUCCUCCUCCUCGGAACCGCCGCCACCCCACCUCCCUCGAUCCCCCACACCACUAUCCAGCCCACGCCGUCGCCGGCCGGAAUCCUCUCCUCGUCUUACCACCCCCCCGGCCAGUUCAGUACUCUAUCCAUGUGUAUAUAAGCGCAGCGACGACCGGCGAUGCGACCGAUCGAUUACUAGCUAGUGUCGCACGCAAAACCGCGCCGCCGUCGAUCGAUCGGAGGAGCCAGACAAUGGCGGGGGUCAAGGCGCAGGUGGCCCGGGAGGUGUGCGCGGCGUCGGCGGCCUUCGCGUCCUGCACGCACCAUCGACGCCGCCGCGCCACGGCGCCCUUCGUCGACUGGUACCUCGUCCUCGCCAUCGGGGAGGCCGCGUCGGAGGAGGCCAUCCGGCGCCGCUACAGGCACCUCGCGCUGCAGCUGCACCCGGACAAGAACAGGCACCCAAAGGCAGAGCUCGCCUUCAACCUCGUCUCCGAGGCGCACGCGUGCCUGACGGACAAGGCGCGCCGGCGAGCGUUCGACGCGGAGCGGGCCACGGCCUUCUGCGCCGCCUGCCUCCAAGACCGCUCCAGAACCACAAGCACCGCGCCGUCUACUCCUACUGCUACGACCAACAGCAACAAAGCCUCCACAGCGCCCUCGCCCGCACAGCAGCAGCAGCCGGCGCAGCGCUGCCCCGUCCCGAAACCCCGUUGCGGCGGCGGCGGCGGGGGGAGGAUGUCGGCGCAGGCGCUGCGGGAGGUGCAGAACCGGCUGCGGGACGAGUGGCGGGUCAUCGACGGCUGCCUGCGCGCAAACAACAGCAACAGCACCAGCGCGCGGAGGCAGUCGUUCCCGCUCUUCGACCCCUCCGACCACCGGCGGCGCAUCCCCGACUACCCGCACGCCCGGCCGUCUCCGCCGCAGCACGCCGGGUUCCCGCCGCCGUUCGAGCGUCAGGACCAGACCUUGUGCAGAGGCUUCGGCGUGGGAGGAGGUGCUGGGAUCUGCGAGUCGCCGGUGUACCAGGUCAGAACCGCGCCGGAGCGCGCCGCGAGGACGAAGCGCCCUUGGUGACAUGUGGUGCUUAGGAUCCACCGCUACCGCAGAAUUCACUUGCUUCUUUCUCUUGUGUUCUUUGUGAAAAGGAUCGCGCUCAGAUUUACAUUUGAUUCUCUU